Messenger RNA from Hemisphaericaspora subhashii, 3792 nucleotides. RefSeq names its product SKI complex RNA helicase subunit (gene SKI2). The coding region runs from base 1 to 3792 and encodes 1263 amino acids. The record is from RefSeq and is a predicted model, not a curated record. Gene Ontology annotation, biological process: nuclear-transcribed mRNA catabolic process, 3'-5' exonucleolytic nonsense-mediated decay. NCBI's taxonomy places the organism in Eukaryota, Fungi, Ascomycota, Pichiomycetes, Serinales, Debaryomycetaceae. Gene Ontology annotation, cellular component: Ski complex. The transcript has 2 exons. Gene Ontology annotation, molecular function: RNA binding; RNA helicase activity; ATP binding.
AUGUCAAUUGAAGUGGAAUCAGCAAAUACAUACGAAAUAGACUCCACCCUAGCAAUCAACCCCCUCACACCAACCACCUAUCAAUUCUCCCCACCCUCCAACAAUGACACCACCACCAGCUUACUCCAACCAUCCCCAGAACUCAGUUGGGACCUCCUCGACAAAAUGCACAUCUCCUCCACUACAGCCACCCCAGAAAUGGUGGCACAUAAAUUAAUAAUCAACCCCGAAAGACAAAACCGGACCCGGUUUAGGUUUAAACGACAAGGCAUCACCGGUGAAAUUGGAGGAUAUUCUGAAGAAGUGGUGUUGAAUGAGUCAGGUAUUGGGAGUAGUGGAAGUGGGAGUAUGAGUGUGAAUCGGGGAUAUUCGUCGAAGAAUGAGUCAAUUCGGGGUAGGACUAGUUUUUUACCUUUCCAGCCGGGUGGAUUGAUGGCAAAGGCGAGAAAAGAUGAGGAUGGUGAUGGGAACAGGAGGAAUAAUGUGGCGAUGUUGGGGUUGCAUAGGAAUGAAAUUGGGUUGUUUGAUGUUCCGCCGGGGUUUGCGAGGGGAUUGCUGAUUGGUGAUGAGAUGAAGGAAUUGGAUAUUUCGGAAUUGGGAGAAGGUGAAAUGGUGGAUGAGGAUGAGAGUGAUGGGGUUAUUUCGAUGAGACAACAUACUGUGAAAAAUCUCACCAAUGUUGAUGAAAGUAGACCGGGUAAGAUUGGAAAUGUUUCUGUUCCCGUUGAUGCAAAAGAAAUUGAAGGAUUGGUUCCAUUUGAUUAUUCAACCUUCAAAUAUCAAGAUGUCAAAUCCAAAGAAAAACGUACUUGGGCCCACGUUGUUGAUCUCGACCAUAAAAUCGAAGAUUUUCAUGAAUUAGUCCCCAAUAUGGCCCGGACUUGGCCAUUUGAAUUAGAUACAUUCCAAAAAGAAGCCGUAUUCCACUUGGAACAAGGAGAUUCAGUAUUUGUUGCUGCUCAUACUUCAGCGGGGAAAACCGUAGUGGCGGAAUAUGCAAUUGCAAUGGCUACCCGAAACAUGACCAAGGCAAUCUAUACUUCUCCCAUCAAAGCAUUAUCAAAUCAAAAAUUCCGAGAUUUUAAAGAAACAUUCCAAGAAGUCGAUGUCGGGUUGAUCACGGGUGAUGUUCAAAUUAAUCCCCAAGCAAAUUGUUUAAUUAUGACAACGGAGAUUUUGAGAAGUAUGUUAUAUCGAGGAGCUGAUUUGAUUCGUGAUGUUGAAUUUGUUAUAUUUGAUGAAGUUCAUUAUGUGAAUGAUAUUGAUCGUGGGGUGGUUUGGGAAGAAGUUAUUAUUAUGUUGCCUGAUCAUGUUAAAUUUAUCUUAUUAUCUGCUACUGUUCCAUUAUGCAAACUUAAACGAUUAACCCAUCCAUCCUGCUUUAUUUUUGUGUCGGCAAAGACUCAGUUGUUUAAAGUUGUGGAUUCUAAUAGGAGGUUUAUGGAAGGGGAGUUUAAGAAACAUAAAGAUUUAUUAGAUGAGACAUCGAAGAAGAAGAAGGAAUUGCCUACAACCACUAUGGGAUCCGGCAGUAGAGGUGGACCAGGAGGAAGCGCUAGAGGGGGGAACAGAGGUGGUGGUCGUGGUGGCCGUGGUGGAGGUGGUCGUGGAGGUGCUGGCGCAGGUGGUGGUCGUGGUGGUGGUGGAGGUGGCGGCCGCGGAGGAGGAGGUGGAGGUGGUCUUGGCCGUGGUAAUUUCCUGAACAAACCAGGUGCAAGACGUUUCGGACAAGAUGGUCCCAAUAAGAACACCUGGAUAGACAUGGUUCAUUAUCUCAAAAACAAUACAUUACUUCCGGCAGUUAUAUUCGUCUUUUCCAAAAAGAAAUGUGAAGAUUGGGCAGAAACUUUACGUAGUAUUGAUUUUUGUACUGCAAAAGAAAAAUCAGAAAUUCAUAUGUUUAUUGAUCGUGCUGUUGGGAGAUUAAAGAAGGAAGAUAGAGAAUUACCCCAAAUUCUUAAAAUUAGAGAUAUGUUAAGUCGAGGAAUUGCUGUUCAUCAUGGUGGAUUAUUACCAAUUAUGAAAGAAUGUAUUGAAAUCUUAUUUGCUAAGACAUUAGUUAAAGUAUUAUUUGCCACUGAAACUUUUGCCAUGGGAUUGAAUUUACCUACUAGAACUGUUAUUUUUAGUACGAUUAGAAAACAUGAUGGUAGGAGUUUUAGAAAUCUUUUACCGGGUGAAUUCACCCAGAUGUCAGGUAGAGCAGGUAGAAGAGGGUUGGAUAAAACGGGGACGGUUAUUAUUAUGUCAUAUAAUGAUCCAUUAUCACCUACUGAUUUUAAAGAAGUUGUAUUGGGUACUCCCACGAAAUUACUGUCACAAUUUAGAUUGACGUAUAAUAUGAUUUUAAAUCUUUUAAGAAUUGAAGCAUUGAGAGUGGAAGAAAUGAUUAAGCAUUCAUUUAGUGAGAAUUCCACACAAGUAUUAUUACCUGAGAAUCAAAAACGAUUUGAUGUUUUGACUGAUGAAUUAAAAGAAAUGGAAAUUGAACCAUGUCAGGAAUGUAAUUUGGCAGGUACAGAAGAAUGCUGUGAAUUAUUAACACAAUAUGAACAAGUAUAUGGAGCUUGUGUUACUGAUAUACAUAAAUCACCAUUAUUAAAGACACAGUUUUUAAGGAUUGGAAGAUUGGUUUGUUUUAGAGAUAAGAAUGAUGCAACCCAUGUUGGAUUUGUGAUUAAAUCAGAUAGUGCUAAUGAUGCGGUGAUUCUUUUAACUUUUGAUCAUGGUGAAGAAUAUGAAAAAGCAGCUGAAAGAGAUAAAUUACCAUAUAUUCCUCAUUCGCAAUAUAUGAUGAAAAAUUUCUCCAAGAUUAAGUUUAAUGGAAGAUUAAGACUGGUUUCUGUCCCAUAUGAGAAUAUUCAAUUUAUUGGUAGAUAUUCAUUGAAGGUUCAUAUGGCUGAUAUUAUUGCUAAUCAUCCUGGACAAGUCCAAGAAGCAUCGGUACAAAUCAAACUUGUAACAAGAUAUCAAAACAAUUUUGAAGAAAUGCAUCUUGGAGCAGCGCAACAGUUAUCAUUACAUGAAUUAGCCGAUGAAAAAGAUAGACUAUUUAAGGAGAUUAGUCAAAAUCCAAAACCAUUCACUUGUAGUCAAUUCAAGAAACAUUAUCGACAAUUUAGAAAACGAUAUAUAUUGACUCAAGAAGUUGAGAAUUUACAACGAUUAAUUUCCGAUGAGAAUCUUGAUUUAUUACCUGAUUAUGAACAAAGAUUGGAAGUGUUAGAAAGUUUAGGUUUUAUUGAUGAACAUCAUAAUGUUGUUCUUAAGGGUCGUGUUGCAUGUGAGAUUAAUUCCGGUUGGGAAUUGAUUAUAACUGAAUUAGUAUUGGAUAAUUUCUUGGGAGAUUUUGAACCUUCAGAAAUCGUUGCAUUACUUUCUUGUUUUGUAUAUGAAGGUAGGACAAAGGAUGAAGAACCUCCAUUAAUAACUCCUCGUUUGGAAAGAGGAAAACAAAAGAUAUUGGAAAUUGCCAAUAAAUUAUUAAAAGUCUAUACUGAAAAACAAGUUUCAUUAACUACUGAAGAAGAAGAUUUUGUUGAAAGUAAAAGAUUUGCUUUAGUUAAUGUUGUUUAUGAAUGGGCUAAUGGACUUUCAUUCAAUGAGAUUAUGCAAGUUAGUGUUGAAGCUGAAGGGACAAUUGUUAGGGUGAUUACUAGAUUAGAUGAAAUUUGUCGAGAAGUUAAGAAUGCAGCAUUGAUCAUUGGUGAUUCUACAUUACAUUUAAAAAUGGCCGAAGCUCAAGAAAGAAUCAAGAGAGAUAUUGUAUUCUGUGCUUCAUUAUAUUUAUAG